AAUCUGCUUGAGAUAAAGCUGCUCUGUGCCAGACAGCUGUGAAAGCUCUUAGGGACCCAAACUUGCAUUCAACUUUAAGUUUCUCUUAGGACAGGGAUUCUUAACUUGGAGUUGAAGAAUUUACAUUUAAAAAAAUCUCAAGAACUAUUUCUUGCAUUUGAUUUUAUGCCCUUAAAAACUAUCCUGAGAAGGGACCCAUGAGACCCAGAAGAAGCUGGUGAUUCAGGAGGUAGGGCACUGGGCUUGGAGUCAGGAAGAUCUCAGUUCAAAUUUAGCCUCAGACAUUAACUGGCUGUAUGAUCCUGGGCAAGUCUCAACCACUGUCUGCCUCAGUUUCCUCAGCUGUAAAAUGGGGAUAACAAUAGCAUCUAUCUCUCAUGGAGAUCAAAUGAGAAAAUAUUUAUAGAGUGUCUGGCAAACAUGGUAGCUGAAUUAUAAAUAUUUAUUCCUUUUCAUAAUCUUCUUCAGACUGCCCUUUGUGUCACCUGUGACACAACAGGUUAAAAAUCCCUGUAUUGGGAUUUGAAGGAGAGGAAAUGAAUGAUGAGACAAGGUGGCUCAGUGGCCAGGUCUAGAGACAGGAGGUCCUGGGUCCAAAUCUGGUCUCAGACACUUCUUAGCUGAGCAACCCUGGAAGUCACUUGACCCCCAUUGCCUAGCCCAACUCUCAUUCUUCUGCCUUGAAACCAAUACACAGCAUUAAUUCUAGGACAGAAAAGCAAGGGUUUAAAAAAGAAAAGUGUCAGAAAGUGACCCAUCCUGGAGUUCUGAGGCUUUGAACCCCGGAAACAGACUCUGUGUCUGUUUCUCUUCUUGUCUGUGUGUCUGUUUUGCCUAUUUGUCUGUCUGUAUUUCUCACUUCAGUGCAGGAAAGGUAGGGAGAAAAGGAACCCAGGUGUCCAGUUGCGCAGAGCUAAUGAUGGUCAGAGCCUUGGCAACAAGCGGCAGAAUUGCGAAGAUAGAGAGAUCAGACAAGACGACAAUCGUGCGUAAAAGCAGCACAUUUCCAUCAGCCGACUAGGAGGGGGCCGUUGCUAGGGGCCCCGGGGAAACAAGUGACGGCAUCCCUCCUUCAGCCCCCUACAUCCCCCCAGUCACAUGAGCUCCGGGAUCCAGUGUUGGGGCCGAGAGGCUGGCGCAGAGCAGGGUCAGCUGACGACGCUGCAGCCCACCUCGGCUUAGUGGAGCCAAGCAGGGGCGGUCUCCCGGUCAGUCUGCAGGGCCGCUGUCCAGUCUGCUGCGGAGAUGGACCCCAUGGAUGAGAAGAAGUUGCGGGCCCUGCAGAUGCUGCAGCCCCCGGGGCUGGGCAAGGGUCGCGCUCUCCUGGCCACCCUGCGAACCCUGAUGCUCUUCACGGCUGCGAUGAUCACGUUGCCCAUCGGUCUCUACUUCGUGUCUAAGACGUACCUCUUCGAAGGCGUGCUGGGCUUGCCGGCCAUCGACAGCUACUUCUACUCUGCGAUCGUAGCCGUCGUCUCCGUGCAUAUCGUGCUGGCCCUCUUCGUCUACAUGGCCUGGAACGAGGGUACCCGGCAGUGGCAGGAGACCAGCAAGCUGGAAUAGGACAGCAGCCCCGCCCCAGUGGCCUCCCCUCCCACUCCCCCAGCCCCUCAGCUGGGGAGGGGGGCCCAGAGAAAAGAUCCGGGGCUGGGGCAACCGCGGGCAGGGCCGAAGGUGGGGGCCGCUGCUUUCCACCCGACCGCUGAAUGUUCGAGGAGACCCCAGCGUGGAUUCUGUGCUGACACAUCUCCAUUCUCCCUGUUUGUGGUACCAGGAGAGAGAGCUGCUAUGACCUGCAGUACCCAUCAAAGACUCCACAUAGUCUAUGAUAAAAAUACCUGCUUACCUGGGACCAAUGGAUACCAGGGAAAACACUUCAGCUUUUCAUUUACUUGGUUUCCACUCUGUACUCUGGGGGGGGGGGGAUCCAGCCUAAUUCAAUGGUGGUAGGCGUGGGACAAAUUCCAUUAUCAAAAUCAGAAGCCUAAAGCUAAAGAUUUUGCAGAUUAUUACCAUCAGUUUUACCUAAUAUAGUAUUCCAGGACCUUUUACAGCCUUCCCCCCACUUCCAUGGACCUGUUUUGCCCUUUAGUGCAGAGGACCACCUGCUAUAUAUAUAUAUCCUAAAGCCUACGUCCAAGGCAGCCAUUGUUCUCAUAUCAAGAUAGGACGUGGCUUGGCACUAUGCUUUGGGGUCUCUUCUCCCCAUAAUCUAUAUACCAUUAUUCCAAGGACAUAUGGAAUAAUAGAAGCAGCACCAGGUUCAGACUCAGAAGACCUGUGUUUGAAUCUUUUUUUUCUUUUUGAAUCUUAAUGAUAUCAUUAAUUAGAUGCAAUUUAUUUAAGUAUUCUGAAUCUUGGUUUACCCAUCUAACUAAAUGAGUUUAAAUGGGGUGAUUAAAAAAAUCAUGCUUUCUCCAGCAUAGAUUACUUCUGUGUUAAUUAGGUCAAGUCCAGCCCUUUUCUCAAUUUCAUUAUUAUCUUAAGUGCUACUGCCAAUCUCUUGAGAGACUGAGUCCAAAUGUACCAGGUUCCCUUUUGUCUCUCCUAAAAAUCAGUUAUUGUAAAACUACUGAAAGAUCUGCUCCAUUCCACAUCUAUUGGGUGUCUUUCUGGUUCCUAGCUAUAGUUGUUUUUGGUAAGAUCUAACUUGCCUGGAUCUCACACCAACCUCUUUGAAAUUCCAUGUCUUCAUUCAUUGCUUUUGGGUGUCUUGUGUAGCAAUGAUGUUUCUCCUCUGCCCUUCUCUACAAUAUUUUGUAAAUGAGCUUGUUUUCUAAACUACUGCUACCUGUGACUGCUGUGCUUUUGCUUUGCAAAGUUGGUUGAGUGUUUGCCACCUGAAGCACUUUCUGGGAUCUUUUUGUCUCCUUGUUGUGACAACUAGUCAACAUAAUUUGGAUUUUUCUAGGAAAUGGUGGUAAAAGCAAUGUCUUUCGUCCAUUUCUGGGUUUUGACAGCUCCCCCAUUAGAUGCUUGUUUCAAAUUAUGGUCUCAUUAGUAAUUGAUUUGAUUGUUUAUCAUCAACUAAUUCCAAAAUGACUGACACAGUAGACCAAUGGCUUCUUAUCUUUUAAGACAUCAUGUUAGAUAUUUGGCACAUAAAGUGCUUUCCAAUACUCCUAUUGAAAAUGUUCACCAUUUAUCAAUGUGAAGCUUCUGAGUAGUAUACAAACUUUUGACUCCUUUUAUUUCUUGGUCCUGAUCAUAGUCUCUAAAACAUUUUUAUCAUUCUCCCCUGUCCACUUUAGCAUCAAAAUUGUUGAUUUUGUUUAGAAAAUCUCAUCAAGUUCUUUUAAAAAAAUCUCUACCCUUUCUCUACAAUGGAUAUUGGUACACCAGCUUUAUUCACCUUUGCUUUGAUCUGUGUACACUGGUGAAAACUACAAGAUGAGAUAACAAAGUACAGCCUGAAAUGACAUUUCCUGUUACCUUGGAGUGUGAUAAAAACAAUUGAACAUCCCACUUAUUUAUUUCUUAGAAGGAGAACAUGCCAGCUAUUCUUCUACUUUGCUGUGGCUUUGCUAUAGCUUCUAGUUUUAUUUAGAGCUACAAUAGGGUAGUCAUUCAAUAUGGAUGAAGACAAUUCAACAUGGUGAGGGGUCCAGCACUGUCUAAAUGAAAGGAUUUCUUAUUGAAGGCAAAGUUAUUCAGAUACUCCUAUUUGCAAGUGACCUGCAACAAGCUCCAGAAUACACUUAGUAUUUAGUACAGUGCUUGGUAUCUAGUAAGCACUGAAAUGCUUGUUGACUGACAGAUGGGGAAAUGUCCAGACAUGUGAAAGAGCUUAGUGUAUCCAAUAUGGAAGAACAAAGUGGAUGAAAAAAAUGGACAUUCCUCAAACUAUGUCAUAGUGCUAGAAGGGCUAAUCUGUUGGUAUGUGUUUAAUGGGCAAUGAGCUGGACCCCGAAUUUCAUGGAAAGAGAUUAGACUGAGCUGCAUAUAGUGAAUUGUGAAAUGCUUUGCUUUUAGUAAUCUCAAACUGCACACUGUCGUGAAAACCCAAUGCUGUGAUGCUCUAUUUCCCCAGUGACAUUAUAAAACUGCUGAACAUGGAAUACCACACUCUUAGAAGACUCAGUUAAAGAUAACCUAAUAGGCAAAGGAAACAUGCAUGGCAGUAGGAAAUUGUUUGUAGCAUGCUACCAGUGAUGGCUUUUGCUUGAGGUAGGACUCCAGAAGCAUCGAAGUGGGGUCUAGCCCAGAAAAGGAUGUGGGCUCAUCUUGUAGUGAGGAUGAGGAAAUAGACAGAUGAAAAGAGUGGUACAUGGGGACUCCUGAGAUCUAAAGAGAACCAGAGGAAGGUCUGCAUAUUGGUUGGAUCAUCUAUGAAGGAUUCAUGGAAAGAUCUGGGCAAGAUUAAUAGAAGGAUGAAAAGUUAUGAAGAAAAGGAUUGCUAACAGAAUGGAGAUGCCACUUUCUGGGAAUGGCAACCUUCUGGGUACCCCUUAAAUUAUGCCUACCUGGCAGCUACCUUUUCAGCUAAGCCCAUGCAUUUAAAAGCUUGGUUUUUUAGAAGAGAAAUAAGAAGGUGAGAGAAGGAAUUAAAGAUUUAUUUCUGUUCAAGCCUAAAGAGGCUUGAAAAGAGGGAAAGAAAGAUUAAAGUAGAAUAAUUAAGAUUAGUGAGAAAGGCAGUAAAAACUAUACCUCUGUGUCUAUAUGUCUACAUCUUGCUCUAAAUGUGUUAUCUUUUAAAUAAAUUGUUUAUUCAUACUA
Molecule: messenger RNA, 4716 nt
Organism: Monodelphis domestica (gray short-tailed opossum)
Lineage: Eukaryota; Metazoa; Chordata; Mammalia; Didelphimorphia; Didelphidae
Source: RefSeq, a predicted model, not a curated record